GACCCAACAGAAGUGACCAAUUGUGGUCACUUCAGCAGCUGGCCGCAAUUGCCCAAAGUGUCUCCUUCCACAAUGACAUUAACCUGAAAACCUCUUUGAAGUUUGCCAAGUUCUUCAAUUGUGCUCCGAAGCAUCUUCUGCGAGGCCUGGGCACCGUGGGGUCCCAGACUCCAUCCUAAACCUUUUCUUUUCCAAGGAUUUUUUUUUUCCAAGUGGGUGUCUUAUGGCGGUUAUGGGGGAUUGAGUUUUCUGAAGACUUUGGCUUGGGAGAAGAAGAGCUGGCGUCCAGGGUGAUUUGUAUGCCCAUACCUCAGGACCCCUUGCAGGGGAAAGCUGGCCUGUCAUGGGAAUCCAGGGCAUGGAACUAUGUGCAAUUGCUGUGGUUAUUGUACUCUUUGUAGCUGUACUCAAGCAGUUUGGAAUUUUGGAACCCAUGUCCAUGGAAGAUAGCAGUGACAGCGAUAUAGAACUAUCCACAGUACGACACCAGCCGGAGGGGCUGGACCAACUGCAGGCUGUCACCAAGUUCACUAAGAAAGAACUGCAGUCCCUGUAUAGAGGCUUCAAAAAUGAAUGUCCUAGUGGUUUGGUUGAUGAAGAAACGUUCAAGUUGAUCUACUCACAGUUUUUCCCUCAAGGAGAUGCCACAAUGUACGCGCACUUUCUCUUUAACGCCUUUGACAUGGACAGGAGUGGCGCCAUUAGAUUUGAGGAUUUUGUUAUUGGACUGUCUAUCCUCCUGCGAGGGACUAUCCAUGAAAAGUUGAAAUGGGCUUUCAACCUGUAUGACAUUAACAAAGACGGCUACAUCACCAAGGAGGAGAUGCUGGCCAUAAUGAAGUCCAUCUAUGACAUGAUGGGCCGCUAUACCUACCCCUUGCUCAGAGACGAUGCCCCUAUAGAGCAUGUGGAGAGAUUUUUUCAGAAGAUGGAUCGGAAUCGUGACGGGGUUGUGACCAUAGAUGAAUUUUUGGAAACAUGUCAAAAGGAUGAAAACAUCAUGAGGUCCAUGCAGCUUUUUGAGAAUGUCAUUUAGAAGAGGACGUGACUUUUUGUCCAUGCCAGCACAAGACGGGACCCAUUGAAACCCGUGUCCCCACGUGGAUCACAGCCACCACAGUUUCCUUCUGUCACAGUUGUUCUGUCGCAGUUGAUGAAUGGUGUCAUUGUUCUCCCAGGGAACAGAGGAUCAUACUUACUGCCUGCCUGUUUGCACUGAUCCCUACUCUUCACAACAACAAACUCACCUUUAUAAAGACUGUUUUUUUAAAAAUAUAUAUAUAUUAACUAAAAGAAAAAGCACAUUUAUCUUUGCAAGAGCCAGGAUUCUCAAUCAGGGAUUUUUACAUGAAGCUGCUCUUGCCUGAGCUCCUUUACCCUAACAAAGUUGGGAGGGAACACUGACCCACCCCAGUAGCUGCAUCAAAGGGUAAGGUGUAGAGAGUUUAUGCUCCAUUUUUCCUGAAAACCUGCCAAAUUUCCCCCAAGAGUUGUACAUAAACAAUAAAAUGCACCUUUAGGAGAAUGGUCAUGAAAUGGCAAAGACCUGAUUUUAAUUUCUCAGCUUUGAUGUAGUUUGUUUUUAGGCAAUUAUUACUGUACUAUUAACAAGGUGGCCAUACUUGAAUUUACUGUCCUAUGUUCUCCAUAAAAAUAUCUUAGCAAGUCAAGGAUCUCCAGUUCAGAGAGCUACAGUUUCUCAUUUAUCAUUGGUCCUGAAACAAAGAUGGUGUUCCCAGGUUGGGUGUGUGAAAACAAUGGAUAGGGGUUUUAUGGUAUAUGUAAAUGUUUCUGGGAUUGACGUGAUCACAGAGGAAUCUUGCAGUGUUUUUAUAAGUUAAAAAAGAUUUAGAAAUACACCCUUGGGUACAAACAGAGAUAUUUGACUCCAUAUCUGAUGCAGAGUAGAAUCAAAUACAAAAGAAUAAAAAGAGGGCCUGUGUCUUUAAGCACAUACCCAGUUCAGUCCUGAAGGGAAGGCUACCAGAGAACCUACAUCCAUCAUUGUUUAUGGUGAAACACUUUCCAUUAUACUUCUUGCAUUCCUUCCAUUACUCUUCUUGCAUUAAAAAUGUACAGCUGGUACUAAAAUCCAUUAAUUUUUUGGCCAUGUUCCAUAACAUCAAAUCAAAAUCAAAAAAUAUGGUAAAGCAGACAGAUCUGCUUCUGACUCUAGAAGUAUACAAUGUCUAAACAGUGGGGCAUAUUUAUUUAUUAUAGUGUGUAAGCCAAUCAGCAAUUAGAUUUGAA
Molecule: messenger RNA, 2250 nt
Organism: Xenopus tropicalis (tropical clawed frog)
Lineage: Eukaryota; Metazoa; Chordata; Amphibia; Anura; Pipidae
Gene: kcnip3
Product: potassium voltage-gated channel interacting protein 3
Exons: 8
Coding region: 344-1036 (230 amino acids)
Source: RefSeq, a predicted model, not a curated record